Molecule: messenger RNA, 588 nt
Organism: Caenorhabditis angaria
Lineage: Eukaryota; Metazoa; Nematoda; Chromadorea; Rhabditida; Rhabditidae
Source: the annotation of a GenBank genome assembly
AUGUCGGAUAUUGCGGCUGCCAAGAUUCUCCUGGCUGCGCUCAAAAUCGGAGACGAAAAUGAAACAAAGUGAGUUUUUUUUAAAAGUUUUUUUUCAAAAAAACAAAAAGUUGGGCGGUGGGAGGAGUCGAACCAUGGUUUUGCAAACGAUAGGCAGGCGUGUUUACCACUUGGCUCUAUUUUUGAACUUCCAAAAUUGUCGUAUUUGAAAGGCGCGCUCGAAAAUCUUUUUUUCAGCUACAUAUCUAGCGCUAGAAGUAAUAUAUUUUGCAGACCAAAUUCGUGUGGAUGUGGAAAGGGAUGCUCAGUGGAGUUCGAAGAGUUUCCAUCGGAAUUUACAUUCUCAACAACUUCACUUCGAAUUGCCGCUGGUGUAAUUCGUGGACAACGUCUAAACCGCGCCGCAAACAUGCGUGAUUUACUAUUAUAUGCACAAUUUGGUGAUCUUCCUGACGUCGAAGAUCAAAAGAACGCUAUAAAGUUGUUCUAUAAGUGCCCGAACAUUAUUGAGUAUGCUGAAAAAUUUGCCGGUUGGGAGAAUGCUGUUCGUGAACUUAAGAGCGAGUUGUUCGCCAAAUUUGGUGGAUGA